CUCAGGACGUGCGGCCGGGACCGCGCGGGGCCUGGCUCGCUGCCCUUCAGCGUCCAGUCGCUGCUGGAGGCAGAGCGCGCGGAACCCCGGGAGGAGAGGCCGCGGGGCACCGCGGAACCCGGGGCCUGGUUCCCGCCGGUCGCCCCCUCAUCCUCCCCACGCGUCCCCAGCCCUCCACCCUGCACCCUCCGGAAACACAAGAACAACCGCAAGCCGCGGACGCCCUUCACCGCCGCACAGCUGCUGGCGCUGGAGCGCAAGUUCCGCCAGAAGCAGUACCUGCCCAUCGCCGAGCGCGCCGAGUUCUCCAGCAGCCUGAGCCUCUCCGAGACGCAGGUCAAGAUCUGGUUUCAGAAUCGCCGAGCAAAGGCCAAGCGACUGCAGGAGGCCGAGCUGGAGAAGCUGAAGCUUGCGGCCAAGCCGCUGCUGCCCUCAUUCGCCCUACCCUUCCCCCUGGGCGCCCACCUUCACCGCUCCCCGGCGGUGUAUGGCGGGGGCGCGGCGGGCCCCCGGCCCCACGUGCCAAGGCUCUUCGCCCCGCCGUGGCUGCCUACAGCGUGUAUUACCUGUCCUAGGGCUGCGAGGCCCUAGGGCCUGGGGGUCCGCUGGGGAGAGAGGGCUCGAGCUGGGGGUGUUGUUUUGCACCACCCAGGCCAGCUGGUCCCAGGGCCGGACACUGGUCCCCACCCGCCGGCAGCACCCCAGGCAGCUUUCGCGCCCUGGGCAGGCACUGCUGCUCCUAGUGGGCCGUGGGCGUCUAUGUGUUCCUUUUGUCUUGUUUUUCAGGGUUUUGUUUUUGUUAAUACAGUGUUAUAAUUGAUGCCGCAAGCCUACUUGUGGGUGUCUUACAGAUAUUUAAAAACUU
Messenger RNA from Vicugna pacos (alpaca), 865 nucleotides. Its product is annotated as homeobox protein MSX-3-like. The record is from RefSeq and is a predicted model, not a curated record. Gene Ontology annotation, molecular function: DNA-binding transcription factor activity, RNA polymerase II-specific; RNA polymerase II transcription regulatory region sequence-specific DNA binding. Gene Ontology annotation, cellular component: nucleus. Lineage: Eukaryota; Metazoa; Chordata; Mammalia; Artiodactyla; Camelidae. Gene Ontology annotation, biological process: regulation of transcription by RNA polymerase II; embryonic morphogenesis.